Molecule: messenger RNA, 2292 nt
Organism: Coffea eugenioides
Lineage: Eukaryota; Viridiplantae; Streptophyta; Magnoliopsida; Gentianales; Rubiaceae
Product: putative receptor-like protein kinase At3g47110
Exons: 6
Coding region: 1-2292 (763 amino acids)
Biological process (GO): protein phosphorylation
Molecular function (GO): protein binding; ATP binding; protein kinase activity
Source: RefSeq, a predicted model, not a curated record
AUGGCAUAUGAAAGGAAGAAUUUCAGGCAAGCAACCUCAUCUUGUUGUUUGUUUUAUACUCUUUUUCAUAUCUUUAUUCCUGCUUCUGCUGCUGCAAUUCAUUUUGAGACGAGAAACCUUACCUUCCUCAGAGAACUCAAUAUUCAGGAUAACAAUUUUCAUGGUAUGAUUCCUGAAGAAAUAUUUAGCAUAUCAAGAAACAAUCUAGGUGGAAAUAUUCCAUCUGAGAUUUGUCGGCUUUCAAAUCUGCAUGUCCUUGAGCUGUCCUCAAAUAAACUUUUAGGUGCAGUUCCUCCUCAGCUCUACAACAUUUCGACUCUCCAGAUCUUUUCUAUUACUAACAAUCUAUUAAGUGGACAGUUUCCUGUUACUGUGGGAUUGACUCUUCCAAACCUUACUUUAUUUUUGGCUGAUUUGAACCUAUUCUUUGGAUCAAUUCCCACUACAUUAGCAAAUGCUUCAGGGCUCAUAAAAAUUAGCAUAGGAGACAAUUCACUCACAGGAUCAAUUCCACAAAAUCUUGGUAGCCUGAGAGAACUUCAGGAGCUUUAUCUGUCUGAAAAUAGUUUCACAGGAGAAAUCCCUUCAACAAUCGGUGACAUUUCUGAACUACAGAUUCUUGUAUUAGAACAGAACAUGCUUACAGGUAACAUUCCUGUUUCUUUGAGUAACUGCAGUAACUUGCAAGGAUUUACUGUUAGUCAGAAUCGCCUAAGUGGAGCUUUACCUAAAGAACUUCUUGGUCUUUCAUCUCUCUCUCUUGGCCUCCUCUUAGCUCAAAACCAAUUCACCGGAUCAUUACCAUCAGAAGUUGGCAAUUUGAAGAAUCUUGUGUCAUUGGAUAUUUCAGAAAACAAAUUAUCUGGUGAAAUUCCAACCUCUAUUGAUGGUUGUGAGAUGUUGGAAUAUCUUCGGUUGAAAGGUAACUUUUUGGAAGGCUCUGUACCUUCUACUUUAGGAGAAUUGAUAAGCAUUCAGGUCAUAGAUCUAUCUCAGAAUAAUUUGUCAGAGCAAAUUCCAGCUUCUUUGGCAAAAUUAAAAUUCAUCAGCACUCUAAAUCUUUCCUAUAAUAUGCUAGAGGGUGAAGUGCCAAUGGAUGGGAUCUUUGCAAACUCUAGUGCCUUUUCAGCACUGGGGAAUGGAAAGCUAUGCGGAGGAAUCAAAGCAUUGAACUUAUCAUCUUGUCCGAAACCUACCAAAAAGAAAGCAAAGCUGUCUACUCCUAUAACUAAGAAGCUCAAAACAACAAUUACCUUUUACCUCUGCAGCAGAAAAACAGAAUCAGAAGCUCUCUCAUAUGCAGAAUUAUAUGAUUCCACCAAUGGUUUUUCUUCAGAAAAUUUGAUUGGUGAAGGUAAAUAUGGCUCUGUUUACAAAGGGGUCCUCAAACCUGGUGAGCAAAUGGUUGCUGUUAAGGUUCUUAAGCUCCACCAACAUGGUGCCCAUAAGAGCUUCUUGGCUGAAUGUGUAGCGUUGAGAAACAUCCGCCAUCGAAACCUCGUCAAGAUCAUAACCUCUUGUUCAAGUUUAGACUUCAAACACAACGAUUUCAAAGCUUUGAUUUUCGAAUAUGUGCCCAAUGGAAGUUUAGAGAAUUGGUUACAUCCAAGUUCAGCUGAGGAAGAAGGACAAAGCCUAAUGAAGCUCCAGUUGAUACAAAGACUGAAUAUUGCAAUCGACAUUGCCUCCGCCUUGGAUUACCUUCAUAACCAUUGUGGGACACCGAUUAUCCAUUGUGAUCUAAAGCGGAGCAACAUACUUCUAGGUGAUGAUUUUCGCGCCAUGGUUAGUGAUUUUGGCCUGGCAAAAUUUCUUUCCUUCAUUGAAGGUAAAUCCCAUCAACAUCAAAGCAACUCAGUAGCAAUUAGAGGAACAGUUGGAUAUGUUGCUGCAGAAUAUGGCAUGGGUGGAGAGGUAUCAACACAAGGAGAUGUAUACAGCUAUGGUAUUCUAUUGCUUGAAUUGUUUACAGGGAAAACGCCUACUGACAGCAUGUUCACAGAAGAUUUUAGUCUCCAUAGUUAUGUUAAGAUGGCUCUUCCCCAUCAGGUAAUGGAAAUUGUUGAUCCAAAGAUCUCAAUGGAAGCAGAAUCCAUAGCAGGUAUAAUCACCAAAACAAGCAAAGGCGGCAGCAUCAAUCAGGAGGAACGCUACCUAUCGAUGUUUUGGAUUGGUGUUUCAUGCUCUUCAGAAAUUCAGAGGGACAGGAUGAAUAUUAAAGAUGUCCUCAGUGGAUUACAAGCAAUCAGGAAUGAGUUUAUUCAGGUUAUAAAUGAGAGCCAAAUGAGAUGA